ACUCUAAGAAUUUCGAAUCAAUUUAACUGAUUUUCAAAUUUUGAACAUUCUAUCGGAGUGUUUUAGAAUGUAAUGUGUGAUUCGCUGUUUUUUAUAGUUAUAUUUACAUAUACAAUUACAGUUUAAUUAUGCGUAUUAGAAAAGUUAUCUAAACGGCAAAGAGCAGAAUAAAACAUAAAAACAUGUUUUGUACAUUUUGUACCAUUUAUAUUAGAUUCACAUACGGCUGUAUUUAUUUAUUUCAAGUGUAAAUUUGCAAUGUCAUUAAUAUGAAAGUUUAUUACAUAGCGAUGACUCAAAUUAAUUUUAUUCCAUCAAGAAUUAAUUUCAGUUGAUUGACAAAGAUUUUUUUCUCUCUACAGAAAUUAUAACCAGAACAUGUGUCUCGUGAUAAGUGGCACUUUUGUUAGUACGCAAAUAAUGGAUUACGGUGACAUAGUUUAAUGGAAUCAAUUAGCAGACGAAAUUUUUUUCAAGUUUCCAAUAUCAUGUAUAGCUAUUGAUUAUGGCGCAAUGCUUUCAUUGAAUAUAAAUAUACAGUGAACAUUAUGAUUCCAUAGGCAUUCAUAAAUAUUCAUGAAAUAUGUGAUAUACGUAGUGGAAAGUUAUACUGUUAAAUACAAAUCAUAAUUUGUACCUAUUGCGUCUCAAGUAAAUAAGUCUUGAAAGUAUACUUUCAAUUUAUUUUCAAAUACAGUAAAAUUUGGAUUUACAAUUUUGCUUCAAUAUAUGCAUUUAAAGUAACUGACAGAUUUUGUCUUGCAUGCAUUGCUCGUUCUAAUGAAACUGAAAUGGGAUGUGAUACAAGUAAAACUGAAAGUAAAGACGAUGUUGAAUUCCAAGAAAAUGGCGAGGACUUCUCUGACAAUCAAAUAGACUCAAUAAAGAGCACGUGGCCAUUGCUGUCUCGCAACACACUCACCACUGGAUUAGAAUUAUUUCGUCUGAUAUUUUUGACCGAGCCACAGAUUAAAUCUCUUUUCAUGGAACGAAAAAAUAUACAGGAUGAUGAUAUUCUAAAUGAUCCAAUUUUCAAAGAGCACAUUGAGAAGUUUAUGCAAACGUUAGGACAUGUUGUAGACACAUUAGACACUAAUAGGGAUGAAUCGGAACAGACUUUAUUACUUCUCGGUGCAAAACAUGGAAUGAUAGAAGGGUUUAAAGAGGACUAUUUUUCAGUGUACUCUAGUUGUAUGAUAGAUACUUGGGAAUCGGUAAUUGGAGAGGAAUUCAUAAUCGAGGUGAAAGAAAGCUGGGAGGCUUUGUGUGUUUUUAUAACACGGUUUAUGAGGGAAGGAUACGCUCUUUACCAACAAGAAACUGCAAACACUGAGAGUGACAAUGAAGCAGCAGUAUGAAGAAUUUUGAAAAUGCUUAAAAUGUUAUACGUAUUAAAAUGGCAAGAGGUACUUGUAUUAUUAAAAUUCAAAACAACUGUUGAACAUUUUCUUUAAAACUGUUUUUGUUAGCUACUGGCUGAUACAUAAUGAGGAUACAUUGCUAAUGAUCCCGGAUUUUAUUUAUAAGAACUACAAGGGGCGUUCUAAACAUAAGGGCGCGACUCGAUUAUGGUCAGCCAAUAUGCUGAUAUUAAAGAAGGUAAAAGUGCAUUAUUCUAUUGUACUCUGCAAUCAUUCGGUUCUCAAUGUGUUUUUAUUCUGCAAAAAAGGGAGAUCCAACGAAAGUAAUGAAACACCGCUUGUCGAAUGGGAAAUACUUUUAUGGUGUCGUUCAUUUUAAUUUAUAUUUUUAUUAUGUUUUGUUUUUUAUUUUCAUCUUUUUGUUGAAGUUAUAUGUUAUGAUAAUCAAAUUUUUUCACACAGAAAUUGCUUUAUCACAUUUUUAUUAACUUAAGACAUAUCUUAAUCGAAUUAAACUUGUGUACCUGUACAGUAAUAUAAGAGGGUGAAAUAGUUCUUAGGUAUAAGGACACGGGGAAAGCCAUCUUUACGGCGAACAUUGUGCCUACUGAGUAUUGUUUUAUUAUCUUUUUCAGAAUUUACUCGUGUAUUUUUUAUAUUAUAUGUAAUAACUUUGAUAUAUUAAAUAAACCUAAACAAAAAACAUGAAACU
Ruditapes philippinarum (Manila clam) is the source of this 2073-nucleotide messenger RNA. RefSeq lists its product as uncharacterized. Gene Ontology annotation, molecular function: heme binding; oxygen binding. The transcript has 3 exons. Lineage: Eukaryota; Metazoa; Mollusca; Bivalvia; Venerida; Veneridae. The record is from RefSeq and is a predicted model, not a curated record. The coding region runs from base 792 to 1358 and encodes 188 amino acids.